This is a messenger RNA of Cannabis sativa, 4681 nucleotides long. RefSeq names its product pleiotropic drug resistance protein 1. Lineage: Eukaryota; Viridiplantae; Streptophyta; Magnoliopsida; Rosales; Cannabaceae. The record is from RefSeq and is a predicted model, not a curated record. Gene Ontology annotation, molecular function: ATP binding; ATP hydrolysis activity; ABC-type transporter activity. The coding region runs from base 190 to 4530 and encodes 1446 amino acids. Gene Ontology annotation, cellular component: membrane. The transcript is spliced from 23 exons.
UAAAAAUUUAUUUGAGAAUAAAGUUAUAGUCAUAAUUAUAGAAUUUUUCCUAAAACUAAUUAACUAGAUUUUGGUUGUAGCAGGGCAUAACUAUAUGUGUGUAUAUUAUAUAUAUAUGAUAGAAAGUUAUAUAUGUGUAAUAAGUUGAAGGGGGUUGGAGAGAGGUUUAGAUAUACAUAUAAUUAGAAAAUGGAGGUGGGAGACCUUUAUAGAGCUGGAAACAGCUUGAGAAAUAUUAGCUUGAGAAGUAGUACUUCUUCAGUAUGGAGAGGCAAUAAUAAUAAUAAUAAUAAUAAAGAUGAGUAUUUUUCAAAGUCUAGAAGAGAAGAUGAUAUAAAUGAUGAAGAGGCUCUUACUUGGGCUGCACUAGAAAAGCUUCCAACUUAUGAUCGUUUAAGAAAAGGGAUUUUGACUACUUCUAAAGGAGAGACAACUGAAGUUGAUGUAAUUAAUCUUGGUUUUAAACAAAGAAAAGACUUGCUUCAAAGAUUGGUUAAUGUUGCUGAUGAAGAUAAUGAAUCUUUUUUGUUGAAGCUCAAACAACGCAUCCAAACGGUUGGAAUUGACCUUCCCACUAUUGAAGUGAGAUUUGAGAAUGUUAAGGUGGAGGCAGAUGUUCAUGUGGGAAGUAGAGCUUUACCUUCAUUCAUUAACUUCUGCAUUAAUAUAAUCGAGAUGUUGGUAAGUUUUUUGCCAAUACUCAAAAGCAAAAAGAAACACGUGACCAUACUUGAUGAUGUUAGUGGAGCCAUAAAGCCAGGAAGAUUGACCUUGUUAUUGGGUCCUCCAAGUUCUGGCAAAACCACACUUUUAUUGACUCUAGCAGGAAAGCUUGCCUCUGAAUUAAAGUUUUCUGGGAGAGUGACAUAUAAUGGACAUGAAAUGAAUGAGUUCAUUCCUCAAAGAACAGCUUCUUAUAUCAGUCAACAUGAUGUUCAUAUUGGAGAAAUGACUGUAAGAGAAACUUUGUCUUUUUCGGCAAGAUGUCAAGGAGUUGGAACUCGCUAUGAAAUGCUUGCUGAAUUGUCUAGAAGAGAGAAAGAAGCAAAUAUCAAACCAGAUCCAGACAUUGAUAUCUUUAUGAAGGCAACGUCAACAGAAGGGCAAAAAUCAAGUGUGGUGACAGACUAUGUUUUAAAGAUUCUUGGUUUGGAAGUAUGUGCUGAUACAGUUGUAGGCGAUGAAAUGCUAAGGGGUAUCUCCGGAGGACAGAGGAAACGAGUUACAACUGGGGAGAUGCUGGUUGGGCCAUCAGGGGUAUUGUUCAUGGAUGAGAUUUCAACUGGCUUGGACAGUUCAACCACGUAUCAGAUUGUGAACUCAUUGAAGCAAUAUGUUCACAUCUUCAAUGGAACUAAUGUCAUCUCAUUACUCCAACCAGCACCAGAGACUUAUGAUCUUUUUGAUGAUAUCAUUCUUCUAUCUGAUGGUCACAUUGUGUAUCAGGGUCCUCGUGAAAAUGUGCUUGAGUUCUUUGAAUUUACGGGUUUUAAAUGUCCUGAGAGGAAAGCUAUUGCUGACUUUCUUCAAGAGGUAACAUCAAAGAAAGACCAAGCUCAAUACUGGACAAGAGGAGAUGAAGCUUACAGGUUUGUGAGUGCAAAAGAAUUUGUUGAAGCAUUCAAAUCGUUUCAUGUUGGACAGAAAAUAAGAGAAUAUCUUUCAACACCAUUUGACAAGACUAAGAGCCAUCCAGCUGCUUUGACAACAAAAAAUUUUGGUCUCAACAAGAUGGAACUUUUGAAAGCAUGCAUGUCAAGAGAGUACUUAAUCAUGAAAAGAAAUUCCUUUGUCCACAUCUUUAAGAUUGUCCAACUUUCGGUAAUGGGGUUGAUUCAUGGGACUCUUUUCCUAAGAACAAAGAUGCAUCACAGGACAUUAGAAGAUGGUACAAUCUAUCUUGGUAGUUUGUUCUUCGCAGCAUUGAUGAUAAUGUUUAAUGGAAUGUCAGAGAUACCUAUGACCAUUGCCAAGCUUCCAGUGUUUUACAAACAAAGAGAUCUUCAGUUCUUCCCUGCGUGGGCCUAUGCAGUUCCAUCAAUGUUGUUUAAGGUCCCAAUUGCUUUUCUAGAAGUAGCAGUGUGGAUCAUUUUGACAUACUAUACAACUGGAUUGGAACCAAGUGUUGUAAGGAUGUUUAGGCUUUAUUUUAUCUUAGUCAUUGUUAAUCAGAUGGCCUCCGGACUCUUUCGAUCUAUUGCAGCCCUUUCUAGGAAUAUGAUAUUUGCCAACACUUUUGGGUCCUUUGUGUUGCUCUUACUUAUGGUACUAGGCGGUUUCAUCUUGUCUAAAGAUGAUAUCAACAGUGGAUGGAUUUGGGCUUACUGGGUAACCCCUUUGAUGUACGGUCAGACUGGAAUUCUUGUUAAUGAGUUUCGUGGAAGCAAAUGGAAUAAGGUUACACCAAACUCAACAGAAACUCUUGGAAUUCAAGUGUUAAAAUCUAGAGGAUUCUUUACUGAUUCUUAUUGGUAUUGGCUUGGCUUUGGGGUGUUGGUUGCAUAUACUGUUCUUUUCAACAUUUUGUACACUUUGGCUCUCAAUUACCUUAAUUCAAUUGAAAAAUCACAAGCUCUUUCUAAUGAAGAUCCUGAGAAUAAUGAUCAUGAAAUCCAAGUUGGCAGAGAAACAAGAACCAAUGAAAUACAACAAACAUCAUCAAUAAAUAACACUGGUGAAAAUCAGAGUAAAAAGAAAGGAAUGAUUCUUCCAUUUGAGCCACAUUCCAUUACUUUUAAUGAUGUUAUUUACUCAGUGGACAUGCCACAAGCAAUGAAGAAUCAAGGUGUUGUUGAGGAUAAACUUGUUCUACUAAAAGGGGUUAGUGGUAGUUUUAGGCCUGGUGUAUUGACAGCUUUGAUGGGAAUCAGUGGAGCUGGUAAGACCACUUUGAUGGAUGUGCUUGCUGGUAGAAAAACCGGUGGAUAUAUUGAAGGCGAUAUUCGAAUUUCUGGUUACCCUAAGAAACAAGAAACAUUUGCUCGAAUUUCGGGAUACUGUGAGCAAAACGACAUUCAUUCACCUCACGUUACUGUUUAUGAGUCAUUGCUUUACUCAGCAUGGCUUCGUUUACCAACUGAAGUUGAUUCAGAAAAGAGAAAGAUGUUCAUUGAGGAAGUAAUGGAGCUAGUGGAGCUCACUCCACUUAGACAAGCACUAGUUGGAUUGCCUGGGGUCAGUGGUCUCUCAACUGAGCAAAGAAAGAGGUUGACAAUUGCGGUUGAGUUAGUGGCAAAUCCUUCUAUAAUAUUCAUGGAUGAACCAACUUCAGGGCUGGAUGCCAGAGCUGCUGCUAUUGUUAUGAGAACAGUUAGGAACACAGUGGACACUGGCAGAACUGUUGUGUGCACAAUUCAUCAACCAAGUAUUGACAUCUUUGAAGCCUUUGAUGAGCUAUUCCUUAUGAAAAGAGGAGGAGAAGAGAUAUAUGUGGGGCCAUUAGGUAGACAUUCUUGCCAUUUAAUCAACUAUUUUGAGGCUAUUGAAGGUGUGAGUAAAAUAAAAAAUGGUUACAAUCCAGGAACUUGGAUGUUGGAGGUUUCGAGCUCAGCACAAGAAAUAGCUUUGGGUGUUGAUUUCGCCAACAUUUACAAGAAUUCAGAGCUAUGCAAGAGAAACAAAGAAUUGAUUAAAGAAUUGAGCAGUCCAGCUCCUGGUUCUAAGGAUCUUUAUUUCCCAACUCAAUUCUCUCGAUCUUUGAACACUCAAUGCAUUGCUUGCUUAUGGAAACAACGACAGUCAUACUGGAGAAACCCGCUUUACACCGCUGUUAGAUUCAUGUUUACCACUUUCAUAGCCUUGAUCUUUGGUACAGUGUUUUGGGACUUGGGAUCUAAAAGGUCAAAUAUACAAGAUCUUAGCAAUGCAUUGGGAUCCAUGUACUGUGCUGUUUUGUUUAUCGGUAUACAAAAUGCAUCAUCCGUACAACCAGUAGUUAGCGUAGAAAGAAGUGUGUUUUACAGAGAAAAAGCCGCAGGAAUGUACUCUGCUUUUCCUUAUUCAUUCGGACAGUUGGUGGUUGAGAUUCCAUACAUAUUGUGUCAAAGUGUAGUUUACUGUCUAAUUGUGUAUGCAAUGAUUGGUUUUGAAUGGACUGCUAUAAAGUUCUUCUGGUUCUUGUUCUUCUCAUUCUUUUCAAUGCUUUACUUCACUUUCUACGGCAUGAUGGCUGUGGGAAUCACUCCAAAUAAUCACAUUGCUUCCAUUAUUUCCUCUGCCUUUUACUCAGUAUGGAACCUUUUCUCAGGAUUCAUUAUCCCUCGGACAAGGAUGCCAGUAUGGUGGAAGUGGUACUAUUGGGGUUGUCCAGUAUCAUGGACAUUGUACGGACUGUUAGUAUCCCAAUAUGGAGAUGUGGAUGACGUGAUUAACGCCGUUACAGGUGAAACUGUGAAACAAUACUUGAGAAGCUAUCUUGGUUACAAACAUGACUUCAUUGGAGUUGUUGCCGUUGUCAAUGUCUUAUUCGCUCUUCUUUUUGGAUCCAUCUUUGCCUUCUCUGUUAAGAUCUUAAAUUUUCAGAAUAGAUAAUAUACUUCAUUAAUUAUAAUUUUAAUUACUAAAUAAAAUCUCUCAAAAACUAUUUAUAUGUAGGGAAUUUUUUGAAAGACAUUAUAUAUUUUUUGUCUUUUCUAAUUUUUUUUUUGGAACGAAAUUAUAAUCUAAUUAUUUUUAUAUGAUA